This is a messenger RNA of Fonsecaea monophora, 1284 nucleotides long. RefSeq lists its product as hypothetical. The record is from RefSeq and is a predicted model, not a curated record. Gene Ontology annotation, biological process: spliceosomal snRNP assembly; mRNA splicing, via spliceosome. Gene Ontology annotation, cellular component: catalytic step 2 spliceosome; U5 snRNP; SMN-Sm protein complex. The transcript is spliced from 6 exons. The coding region runs from base 1 to 1284 and encodes 427 amino acids. NCBI's taxonomy places the organism in Eukaryota, Fungi, Ascomycota, Eurotiomycetes, Chaetothyriales, Herpotrichiellaceae. Gene Ontology annotation, molecular function: acyltransferase activity, transferring groups other than amino-acyl groups; RNA binding.
AUGGACGCAGUUAUCUUGACACCGCGGCUGAAACUGAUUCUGCUGGACAAGGCCGAAGCAGGAAGCAAGGAGUUCGAAUGGCUGCAUCAGCUGCAUAGCGACGAGAAGACUACGUGGUGGAGCAUCCAUGGUCGGGCGAAGUCGAUCGAGGACACGCAAAGAAUCUCUGGAGGCUAUCUUCCCACCAGCAAUACAGAACCAGAACGACCAAAGAGCUAUCGGGUCGCCUAUGCAGUCCACAGGAUCCUUGAGCCGACAGCCAGCUCCAUGAAGACCGAACCACAAACUAUCGGGCCUGGAGUGGAUGCGACAGAAUCCAUUGGUCUUAUAACCAUGAAAUCGGUGGACAGCGGCCACCUUGCUUUGCCAGAGAAUCUCACCAUCCCAGCUUCGGCUGCAGAUACAACUUUGACUGUCGAAUUGUCGUACAUGUUUUUGCCGACAGCGUGGGGGAAAGGAUACGCCACCGAGUCGUUGAGGGCAGUGUUUGAGUCCUGCAAGAGAGCGCUAUCAUUUUGGAAUCCUUACAAGAAAGUCUAUGUCAGGGCGAUUGUGAACCAGGGCAAUCCACUCAGUAUGCGGGUGAUGGACAAGACUGGGAUGAUAAAGCGUGGUGUUUACGAAUGGUCCGCAAAGCCCAUUUUCAUCGGCGGAGAAUGGCGAGAGCACCAUAGUCUCCAUAUCUUCGGGAUGCAUCUGAUCGAUAUACCUUGGACAGAGCUGAUGGGGUCCCCCUUCCCAUUGAAAAGACACAGGGUCAUGUGGUGGAGGGCUCGAAGAGAUGCCAACACUUUCUUGGACUCACAGUUUGAGGGCCGACGACACAAACAGAGUGAGAUUCCUAGUCCGACAAAAAUCUUGGCCCUGAGAUUUCUCCAACUGCGCAUCUUCGCGGGACCUCAAGACACAUACAACACAAGAGACAACACGAACGUCGACGACUAUUUCCCCUCUUGCGGCGCCUCUACCUUUAUAACACCCUCUCUGCUUCAAAUCAACCGUCCAGUCAGCAAGCAGCUCGAAUCCUCCACCGCCGCAACCAUGCCUCAAGCGCAACCCGAGCUCAAGAAGUACAUGGAAAAGCGCCUGUUUGUCCAGUUGAACGGCAACCGCAAAGUCAUCGGCGUCCUGCGCGGCUACGAUGUCUUUUUGAACAUUGUCCUCGACGAAGCUGUCGAAGAAAAAACCGGCGGCGAACGCGAGAGGUUAGGUAUGGUGGUCAUCCGUGGCAACUCCGUUGUCAUGCUCGAAGCGUUAGAACGCAUGGGUGACGAUCGACGAUGA